AUUAUAGUUUAGUUAUUAUAUAGUUAACGAACAUUAUUUUAAAGGAAUGAUUAGCAAAGUUGCCUACCUUUGUAGUGUGCUUAUGUAAUAAAUAAGUAAAGUGUUAUUUGAUUUACGAAGUAAAAUGUUUUAGGGAAAUACAAGUUGUUUGCCCAUUCGUGUGACAUGCACCUGUUUCUAUGUGCUUGAUAUUAGGAUAAGGACGCAAUAAUCGCCAUCUUGGUUCAAUGUCUUCCAAAUAAGAAAAGAUUUCAGGACCUUCAUUGGUGAUAUGUGCAGUGAGCCUGCAAUAUUAUGUCAGCUUUUGCCAAGCUCUCCUUCGGCGCCGUUAUUACUGUUCAAAUAUUUGUUAUUUGUGUAUGGCUAUUUUACUAUAGAAAAAACACCUUCAAUUUUCAACAGUCAUUCAACAACAGCAUUGUUAAUCGAAAGUCUGCAACGGCGGAACAGAGAAACAGGACGUACAUUUACUUAGAACGUGAUGCAAAGACGGACGACAGAAAUAAAAACUACACCCAUCCAGAGUCUGUCGAGACGGAAGAGGGAAAUAAGACGUAUACUCUGUCAACUUCAUACUUCAAUGCCACAACAUCUACAAAUAAAGAAAAAGAUUCACUUAAAAAGUGUCCACUUAUUCCUCCCGGGUUAGCUGGAAAACUAAAAGUCGAUAAAACACCAAAGACCAUUGAGGCCAUUGAAAAGAAAUAUGAGAUGCUGAAAGACGGCAAAUUUAAACCAAAAAACUGUACGGCUCGACAGAAAGUAGCCAUACUCAUUCCAUUUCGUGACAGGGAAAGUCAUUUAGGCAUUUUUUUGAACCACAUGCAUGCCUUUCUCAUGAAGCAACAGCUCGAAUAUGGAAUAUAUGUCGUGGAACAGACUAAAGGUCUGGAAUUUAAUCGAGGUUUUUUGUUCAAUGUUGGAUAUAAAGAAGCUCUCAAAGACUCUGACUACGACUGCUUUGUGCUUCACGAUGUAGACCUCCUCCCGGAAAACGAUCACAACAUCUACACCUGUCCUGUUGAUCAACCUAAACAUUUAGCUAUUGCCUCUGAGAAAUGGCAAUACAAGUUACCAUACACGUCCUAUUUUGGUGGUGUUUCGGCCUUGACACGAGAACAAUAUGAGGCUAUCAAUGGUUUUUCAAAUGAAUUCUUUGGUUGGGGUGGUGAGGAUGAUGAUUUUUACAACAGGGUAGCAUGGGCUAAAAUGUCUGUAUAUCGAUCAAUAAGCGAUGUCGGACGAUAUUCUGCUCUUGAACACAAACCUGGUGCUGCAAAUCCGAAGAGGAAUGACAUCAUAAGUAAAGGAAAAGACCGAAUGUGGAAAGACGGGCUGAAUUCCCUGAAAUAUGAAAUAAUACAAAAGACUUACAAAAAACUUUACAUUCAUAUCAUUGUGAAAAUCGUUUAAAACAAUUUCAAAGGAUAAAGUGUAAAAGUUGCAAAACAAAAAGAACCAACCUUACUUAACAUAACAACUUAUGAAAGAUGUUCAAUACCAAUAUACAAUUAAACAAAAAGAACUGGGAUUUGGAAAAUUAGUUAAAAUGGUCAGAAAAGGUGUUUUUAACGACAUUACAACAUCAUAUCGAAUAACACCAAAAACAAGAUCAAGUCAACUAUCAUAGAGGUAUUGUUUGUAU
This is a messenger RNA of Magallana angulata, 1645 nucleotides long. Its product is annotated as beta-1,4-galactosyltransferase 4-like. Gene Ontology annotation, molecular function: N-acetyl-beta-glucosaminyl-derivative 4-beta-N-acetylgalactosaminyltransferase activity. Bases 295 to 1413 code for a protein of 372 amino acids. The transcript has 9 exons. NCBI's taxonomy places the organism in Eukaryota, Metazoa, Mollusca, Bivalvia, Ostreida, Ostreidae. Gene Ontology annotation, biological process: glycosphingolipid biosynthetic process; carbohydrate metabolic process. The record is from RefSeq and is a predicted model, not a curated record.